Molecule: messenger RNA, 2297 nt
Organism: Limulus polyphemus (Atlantic horseshoe crab)
Lineage: Eukaryota; Metazoa; Arthropoda; Merostomata; Xiphosura; Limulidae
Product: beta,beta-carotene 9',10'-oxygenase-like
Exons: 10
Coding region: 288-1937 (549 amino acids)
Biological process (GO): retinal metabolic process; carotene catabolic process
Molecular function (GO): carotenoid dioxygenase activity; beta-carotene 15,15'-dioxygenase activity
Source: RefSeq, a predicted model, not a curated record
UGCCCCCUUUGACCCCCCCCCCUGUCGAUGGGCCCGCACUACAGUUACAGUACCUUUGGAUUUCUUUGCUUUUUUUUUUAUCGCACAAAGCUACACAAUGUAUUAUCUGUGCAGCUCCCACCGAGUAAAAGAACAAUGAUUUUUCAGUAUUAUAAACUUUCAUUUCUAGUCUCAGACUUACAGCCGAUUAAACGGGAAAAUAACUUUUGAAAUUGAAAAGAAGUCUAAAGGUGCGUGUAGCCGAAAAGUGUGGCCUUGUAUUAUUAGAGUUUAAUUUCGAAGAAGCUAUGGAGGAUGAUCAAAAAGUUUCAAAUGUUAGUAAUGAAAAACAGGAGUCAAAUGAAAGAAUUUGUAAGAGUUCAAUAUUUUCAUUAACACGAUCUUGCAAAGGAGAAACGAUAACGCCUGUUCAAGGCACAAUUAAAGGAGAGAUUCCAACAUGGAUUAAAGGAAAUUUGCUAAGAAAUGGAAGCGGGUUAAUGGAAAUUGGUCCAGACAAAUUCAACCAUAUUUUUGAUGGAAUGGCCCUUCUCCAUCGCUAUCACAUCAGUAAUGGAGAAGUAACAUAUCAGAACAAAUUUCUUAGAAGUCAAACUUAUAAUAGAAAUAUGAAUGCCAAUCGUAUAGUAGUUUCAGAAUUUGGAACUAAAGCUCACCCAGACCCUUGCAAGACCCUUUUACAAAGAUUGAUGUCCAUGUUUGUUUUGGAUGAUUUUACUGACAACGAUUUAGUAAACGUUGUGCCAUAUGGAGAUGAGAUCUAUGCCCAUACUGAAACUCCAUUUAUUCAUCGAAUUGAUCCUAACACCUUAGAAACUUUGGAUAGGGUAAACAUUGGUCAGCAAGUUGCUGUAAACACUGCCACUGCCCACCCUCAUUUCGAACAUGAUGGAACAGUGUACAACUUGGGAAGUUCCCUGGCUUCUUCAAGACCACUUUAUAAUAUUAUCAAGUUUCCUUCAACAACUAAAUCAGGAAAGUUAAAAUUCGAUGAGGGCACUGUCAUCUGUUCCAUCCCAGCUCUGUCAAAAAGAAAUCCUAGUUAUUUUCAUAGUUUUGCAAUGACAGAAAACUACUUUGUGUUUGUUGAGCAACCCUUAACUAUAAACCUAAUGAAGUUUGGAUUUUCAUCAUUUACUGGGAGUACUUUUAUGGACUGCAUGAAUUGGACUUCUAAUUAUCAGAACAGAUUUCAUGUGAUCAAGCGAUCUACAGGAGAAGUUUUUCCGACUGUAUAUGUUGCAGAACCCUUCUUUACAUUUCAUCACAUCAAUGCUUACGAAGAAAAUGAACAUAUAAUAGUGGAUGCUUGCUGCUAUCAAGAUGCCAGUGUCAUUAAGGCCCUGCUUGUGGUGGAAAUGGAGAAAGGGGAGAAAGAUAGGAAGUCAUAUGGUGAAAAAAUUCUCAGUCAGGCACGGAGAUAUGUCAUUCCUUUAAAGAUAUCUAAUGAUGAACAGAAUCCUAAAACCAACAUUAUUCAACUUGAGAGCUCUCAGGCAGAAGCUAAUGUGCAGGAUAAUGGAGAUGUGUUUUUGAAGUACGAAGAACUCACAGAAGAAGGUCCAUUACUUUGUGAAUUACCAAGAAUUAACUAUGAUGAGUUCAAUGGAAAAAAGUACAAGUACUUUUAUGCUCUUGGAAAAUUAUCAGAAAAUCUACAAACAUACUUAAUUAAAGUGAAUGUCCAGAAUAGAACUAAGACUAUAUGGCUAGAAGAAAAGACCAUUCCUUCAGAACCAGUUUUUGUUGGCAGACCUGGAGCAACAGAAGAAGAUGAUGGAGUUAUACUCUCUGCUGUGUUAAGCGAAGAUAAUCAAAACAAAGUAUUUCUUCUGGUUCUUGACGCAAAUACCUUCCAGGAACUUGGACGAGCAGAGUUUCUUCUAGAUUCAGCAGUUACAGGAGAUUUUCAUGGAAUAUUUUGGCCAGCUACAUAGUUUGCUGCAGUGUGAUUAAGUUUCAAUAAAUUUAACUAAUGUUUUUUAAAACAUUUUUUUUUGUCAAGAUUUCGAUUUUGUUAUAUUUCACAUUUGUUUGUAACACAAUUCAAACCUAGGAAAUGUCACCAAAUCAUUGUUUAAAAUUCACAGUCAUAAGAAGGUCACAAUUGAUUUUUGGAAAUGGAAUUAGGCCCACCUACACGGGAGGUGGGGGUGGCUGGGCAAAUGAAACCUGGUUAUGCCGUACAGCCUGCAAAGCACCUUUCAGGUGUAUCUUCAUUUAAUCAUAAAAAGCAUAGUUUUUGGCUUGUUUUGUAUAUAGACUCUUGAUACAUUAAAAAUGACUGAUAUAAUAAU